Umbelopsis ramanniana AG is the source of this 1755-nucleotide messenger RNA. RefSeq lists its product as uncharacterized. The record is from RefSeq and is a predicted model, not a curated record. Gene Ontology annotation, molecular function: transmembrane transporter activity. Gene Ontology annotation, cellular component: fungal-type vacuole membrane. Gene Ontology annotation, biological process: transmembrane transport. The transcript has a single exon. Bases 382 to 1626 code for a protein of 414 amino acids. Lineage: Eukaryota; Fungi; Mucoromycota; Umbelopsidomycetes; Umbelopsidales; Umbelopsidaceae.
AGGAAGAUGUGGCAGGACAAGGUUCCGACUCCAUCUGAAUAUUUAUCUAAUUUGGGCAAGCCCUUUUUUUAUACCCUUCAUAGCCGUUACAGUAUAUAACUUUUGGAUUUUCCAGCUGUUACAAGCUUGUAUGAACCAGCGGCCUCUCAUACACCUUUGGACUUGAAAUUGCAUUGCUUCCAGAAUGUCUGAUCCUAGUCUCCAUGCCAUUCCAUUGUCAUCCGAUCUCGGGACCGACGACCAUGUUUCCAACGCCGAAGUGUCGACUCUACCGACUUAUACGGUUCUACAACUGAAAAGGUGAGGGACGAGCCAUCCAAAUCAACGUAGCAUUGGAAAAAUACUAAAAAGUACAUCAACAGACAGGCCGUGUUAACCGUUAUGGCAGCUUUCACAUUGACUUUCACUGGAUGUGGAUUAAAUUUUGCGUUCGGUGUGUAUCAGGAAUUGUACGAAACGUUAGGAGGACCCUUUCAAGGUGUCAGUCCAGCGCAAAUUGAUCUCAUUGGAACACUGGGAGUAUCGUUGAUGACCAUUGGAGCUCCCUUCGCAUCGGCAUGGGCCAAGACAUAUGGUCCAUGCAGAGUCACUCUGUUGGGAGGGACGCUAUUCGCUGCUGGCAAUGUUUUUGCGUCCUUCGGUACACAACUCUGGCACUUCAUCCUCGCGCAAGGUGUGCUGCUAGGGUGCGGGACAUGCCUUACGUACAUCCCCUCGGUGACGGUGGCCCCUGCUUGGUUCAACAAACGACGCGGCCUGGCGUUGGGCAUUGCUCUCAGUGGAACAGGUGUGGGUGGACUGGUGUGGGCACCUACCUUGCGAGCGCUCAACAGCGCAUUUGGAUUUAGAACCACGCUUCGAAUAACGGGUGGCGUCUCUUUCAUCCUCAUCUGUGGUUCGGCCUUUGUAUUAAAGUGGGAUCCAGAAAGUCAACGUCGCAAUGAAAUGAACGCUCAAAACAAAUUUAAAAUCCCGCUGGUCAAUUGGAACAUUGCUCGUAGUCGCCUGUUCAUGAUCAAAGCAGCAGCUGCUACUCUUCAAGCUGCUGCUUACUAUACCCCGAUUUAUUUCUUCUCCUCCUAUGCCAGAGCUCUGGGUUUCAGCGCUGUGGCUGGAGCCAAUUUCAUCGCCAUGAGCAAUGGUCUCAGUGCAGCUGGAAAGGUGGUUCUUGGCCAUGCUGCCGAUCGCUAUGGGCGACUCAAUAUUUUACUGAUCUGCACCUUGAUCAGCUCCAUUUCGAUCCUUGCACUUUGGCUUCCAUCCAGCGUACUUGGUAGUGGCGCCAAUGUUUCAGCCAUCUUCAUUGUGUUCACUAUCAUUUAUGGUGUCACAGCCGGUGUCUAUGUGUCUUUGUUUCCAACGGUAUUGGCCGAGAUCUUCGGUGUCCAGCAUUUCGCCAGUAUCAAUGGAUUUUUGUACAUGCUGCGUGGAUUAGGUACUCUAGUUGGGACCCCGGUGGCUGGAGCACUUAUUCGGAAUGGUUCGUCGUCAGUCAGCAAGUUACCCUCCAGCUUCACAAGCUGUAUCACCAUGGUUGGCGUUCUUCUCAUGGUGUCAAGUGGCGCUGUGCUUAUGGUUCGCUUGGAAGUAGGCAAGCGAACAGGUGCUUGGCGGUGGAAGGUGUAGGUUCCCAUGUUUUGUAGUUUUAAAUCCCUAUGUAUCAUAAGCAAAUGGUGUUGCAUAACAACACAUGAUAAAAAUGUACAUUUGUAACGCCAAACAUUGUAGCUGAGCUGAGCUGAGCUGGGUUCUCAG